Messenger RNA from Cucumis sativus (cucumber), 1245 nucleotides. Its product is annotated as myb-related protein 305. Gene Ontology annotation, molecular function: sequence-specific DNA binding; DNA-binding transcription factor activity. Bases 259 to 912 code for a protein of 217 amino acids. Gene Ontology annotation, cellular component: nucleus. The transcript has 3 exons. The record is from RefSeq and is a predicted model, not a curated record. Lineage: Eukaryota; Viridiplantae; Streptophyta; Magnoliopsida; Cucurbitales; Cucurbitaceae. Gene Ontology annotation, biological process: regulation of DNA-templated transcription.
UACAUCAUCAAUAUAAAUAAUAUAAGAGAGAAAGUAAAAAUGUAUGAUAACACAUAACAUGUACUUAUAAAGCUCAAUAUUACUAACAACCAUUUUAAUCUUAUUUGGCUUCUCUAUAAAACCCUAGCUACCCCCAUUAUCUUAUUAACUUUCUCCAUCUCUCUCUCUCUCUCUUCUUCUUCCAUUUUUUUCUCUCUCUUUCUCUCUCUCUCUUUUCCAUUUCUCUCUCUCUCUCUUUGAGGAGAGGUAUAGAAAAAAAUGGAUAAAAGAGCAUGCAAUAAUAAUAAUAACUCACCACAAGAUGUGGAAGUUAGAAAAGGGCCAUGGACUAUGGAAGAAGAUUUGAUUCUCAUCAACUAUAUAGCCAAUCAUGGUGAAGGUGUUUGGAACUCUCUUGCUAAAUCUGCUGGUCUGAAACGUACCGGGAAGAGUUGUCGACUUCGGUGGUUGAACUACCUCCGUCCUGACGUCCGACGUGGUAACAUCACCCCAGACGAACAACUGUUGAUUAUGGAACUUCAUGCAAAAUGGGGAAACAAGUGGUCGAAAAUAGCGAAACAACUUCCAGGAAGGACUGAUAAUGAGAUAAAGAACUACUGGAGGACGAGAAUUCAAAAGCACAUAAAGCAAGCACAUGGCUUCCACACUCCACAAAGCAGCACAAAUAUAUUAUUAUCAUCUCAAGAUCAUCAUCAUCACCAUCAUCAUCAAAUUAUGAAUAAUGAACAAGCUGCAAGUUCAAGUAGCUGCCAAGUUUCAUACACAAUGGAUCCAAUGGAAACCUAUUCUCCACCAACAUACUCUCAAAACAUUGAUGCUUUCUCAGUGCCUUUGCCCCCAACUGAUAAUUCCAAUGAUAACUAUUGGAGCAUGGAGGAUCUCUGGUCUAUGCAACUUCUCAAUGCUGAAUAAAAUUAAAUCAUAUUUAAAAAAAAGAACAAUAUCUAUAUAUAUAUAUGGAUGAUAUUUGAACCUGAAAUAUUUCAUUAUUUUGGUUCAAUAUAUAUCAUUAGGGUUGUCUAUAUAUAGUUUGGAAAAAAUAUAUAUGUAUAUUUUUCCAGUUAUAUAUAAGUAGACUAAAGCAUAUAUUGCUUUGUGUUUAAAAAGUUUGCAUAUUUUCUCUCUUAUAUUUUAUAUAUAUAGAUUGGGAAAUAUGAGUAUCAUUUCCCCUUGAUGUGUAUAUCUCUACUUCUCUUUUUAUCAUGUCUUAUAAUAUGAGGCUAUAAUGUUCUAGCCCUUGGCUUA